AUUGCACAUUCUCAGACUCUGACAUGAAUAAAAUAGCAUUAAAUUGAAGAUUCAUCUUCUUUUUCCUGUCACAUUUGACAAACAACAUAUCUCACGCUAAUAGUACAAAAACUACCCAAAUCUAGAGAGAAAAAUAAGCAAUUUGAAGAAACGUUUCAACUUCUGGGAUUUCUUCAGGGUUUGGUAGCAAAAUCAAGAAUUAUGCCAAUGCUGAAGGUCCCAGAUCACCAAGUUGCUGGACACCGGGCUCUUGAUGGGAAGCUUGGCCCACUCAUAGAUGAAUCAGGGCAUUUCUACAAGCCCCUUCAGCAGAAUGAAAGAGGUUUAAGAGAGGCUGAAUUCUACCAGACUUUCUCAUCUGAUGUCAGAGUCCCAGAUCACAUACGCAAAUUCUUUCCGAAAUUCUUUGGCACACAGCUUCUAGAAGCUUCUGAUGGAUCAGGACCCUGCUCUCACCUUGUUAUGGAAGAUCUAACCUCAAACUACAAAAACCCGUCAAUCAUUGAUGUUAAGAUUGGUUCGCGAACCUGGUAUCCACAAGCAUCAGAGAAGUACAUUCAGAAAUGUCUCAAGAAAGAUCAAGAAACCUCAAGCCUUUCUUUGGGUUUUAGGAUAUCGGGGUUACACUUGUACCAAGGUCAGGAAUCAGGGUAUUGGAAGCCUGAUCGAAAGCUGACCAUGAAGUAUACAGCAGAUGAUGUCAGGUUGGUUUUGAAGAAGUUUAUUUCAUCAAAUCAAUCAUCAGAAUCUAAGGAUGAUCCGGAUUGUACAUUCGCUUCAAGUGUCCUUGGUGGUUCGUCAGGCAUUCUGGCACAGUUGCUGGAGCUCAAGUCAUGGUUUGAGGAGCAAACUUUGUACCAUUUUUAUUCUUGCUCAGUUUUGAUGGUCUAUGAUAAGGAAGAGUCACUGGUUAAAACUGGACAGUUUGGUCCUGCAAUUAAGCUUGUUGAUUUUGCUCAUGUUUUGGAAGGCGACGGUGUCAUCGAUCAUAACUUCUUGGGCGGGCUCUGCUCAUUGAUCAAAUUUAUCUCCGACAUUUCGAGCACUCCAAAUGGAUGCACCAUCAAAGAUAUUCUAUAGAGCAUCAUUUUUAGAGAUUGUAUUGUUAUUUGUUAUGCAUUCAAUUUUCAUGUCAUUCAUCAUGAAUCUGGAGGCACAACAACAAGCCUUCAUCUGAAUUAAUCAUGUUUUGUUUGAACGUAUAUUAACUUAAUUCUAGUGCCGAAUUGAACUUC
Messenger RNA from Beta vulgaris subsp. vulgaris (sugar beet), 1235 nucleotides. Its product is annotated as inositol polyphosphate multikinase beta. Gene Ontology annotation, biological process: inositol phosphate biosynthetic process. The record is from RefSeq and is a predicted model, not a curated record. Gene Ontology annotation, cellular component: nucleus; cytoplasm. NCBI's taxonomy places the organism in Eukaryota, Viridiplantae, Streptophyta, Magnoliopsida, Caryophyllales, Amaranthaceae. The coding region runs from base 202 to 1080 and encodes 292 amino acids. The transcript has 2 exons. Gene Ontology annotation, molecular function: inositol-1,4,5-trisphosphate 3-kinase activity; inositol tetrakisphosphate kinase activity.